AUGCCAUUCGAAAUUGAAGAGUCCGUGUUUUAUGGCGAAUCAGUCCAAAUGACCUGCCAUGCUAGCAAAGGGGACAGACCAAUGUCCAUAUUCUGGACAUUUGGGGGCCAAGAUCUUUCUACAGUUUCGGGAAUCAAGACACUGAAGAUAGCAGAACAAACGUCUAUUUUAACUAUUGCCUCUGUAACUGGUGCUCAUAGUGGCAAUUAUACGUGUAUUGCUAAAAAUAAAGCCGGCGAACAUAGAUAUUCAACACCUCUACAUGUUAAUGUUCCUCCCGUGGUCCAACCAUUUACGUUUGGAGAAGUUGCAAUGAAUUCUGGGCAAGUCGUAACCGCAGCUUGUUCAGUUAUCGAGGGAGACCAUCCCCUUCAACUGCGAUGGCUAUUCGACGAUGAACCUAUAAAACCAAGAUCAGGGGUAACAGUAUUUAAUAUUGGAGAAAGAAGCGCUAUUCUUAGUAUCGGUUCCGUAAUGCACAAUCAUGCUGGCAACUAUACUUGUGUUGCAGAAAAUGAAGCGGGAAUCCAUUCGCACACCGCGAUAUUAUUCAUAAAUGAAAAUAACGAUAUUCUUCCAGUACCCCCAAACAUUCUACCGUUUUCAUUCGGCGAAAAACCUGCAAAUGUCGGAGAAUACUUACAAGCGGCAUGCACAGUAAAUUUUGGUGACCUCCCUCUUACCAUAACUUGGACGUUUAAUAACCAGUUAAUAUCACAAAGAAACAAUGACUAUUCAAUGACGAACUCUAAACGUAGUAGUUUACUUAUUAUCGAGUCUGUCGAUGCAAAACAUGCAGGCUCAUACAUGUGCAUUGGUGAAAAUCGUGCCGGACGUACUACACAUUCUGCAGAUUUAGUUGUUUACGUUCCGCCCCUGAUAGUACCAUUCAGUUUCGGAGAGGUGCCGUCCAAUCCUGGGGAUGCUGUGGUAGUAAACUGCGUUGCAACUAAAGGAGACCUGCCUCUUGAAAUUUCAUGGACUUUUAGCAGCGAAACUAUUGAUUCAAGUUUACAUCGAGACAUUAUGACUACUCCAUUGGGUCCAAGAGCCUCUGUCCUAACAAUCAACUCCGUGAGCGCAAACCACCAGGGAAACUAUACGUGUAUCGUACAAAAUGCGGCCGGUCGCGCUGAACAUGCGGCGACUUUAGUCGUAAAUGUACUACCCCGCAUUGUUCCAUUUGCCUUUGAAUCUCCUCUUUAUGCGGGACAGGCGAGUCAGGUUACUUGUUUGAUUUCUGAGGGCGAUCUUCCUCUUGACAUUCAAUGGUACUUUAAUGAACGUCCAUUAAAAGAAGUGGCGGGUGUUAUGGCCACCAAAAUAGCACAAAGGGCGUCACUACUCCUGAUUGACCCGGCAGGGUGGUCACACAGCGGCACUUACGUAUGUCUUGCGCGCAAUGCCGCUGGUUCUUCCAACUAUUCCGCCUCAUUAGAAGUACACGUUCCCCCUCGUUGGAUUUUGGAACCAACUGAUAAGGCUUUUGCCCAAGGCUCUGAUGCUAAAGUUGAAUGUAAGGCCGAUGGCUUCCCCAAGCCCCAAGUUACAUGGAAGAGGGCUGAAGGGGAUACGCCCGGCGAUUACAAAGACCUUAAGCCCAAUAAUCCUAACGUAAAAGUUGAAGAUGGUACAUUGACUAUUGCAAACAUUCAAAAGACCAACGAAGGAUAUUAUCUUUGCGAAGCCGUUAAUGGUAUUGGCUCCGGAUUAUCUGCUGUUAUUCUGAUUAGCGUGCAAGCUCCACCUCAGUUCGAAAUUAAAAUGCGAAACCAAACCGCUCGACGAAGUGAACCAGCUGUCUUGCAAUGCCAGGCUAAGGGAGAAAAGCCAAUUGGAAUCAUCUGGAACAUGAACAACAAACGUCUCGAACCCAAAUCCGAUCCCCGAUACACGAUUCGUGAAGAGAUCCUGCCCGGAGGUGUUGUGUCUGACCUAAGCAUCCGAAGAACUGAACGUUCUGACAGCGCCCUCUUUACCUGUGUCGCUACUAACGCUUUUGGAUCUGACGAUACUAGCAUUAACAUGAUUAUUCAAGAGGUACCCGAGGCUCCCUAUGGCUUGAAAGUAUUGGACAAAUCUGGAAGGACUGUUCAGCUUUCUUGGGCUGCCCCUUACGAUGGAAACUCACCAAUUAAGAAGUUCCUUAUCGAAUACAAACGCGCCAAGGGCAACUGGGAGAAGGAUAUCGAUAGAGUACUCGUACCAGGAGACACCACCGAGGCAGGAGUAUUCAGCUUAAAACCAGCUACGGCUUACCACAUUAGGAUUGUCGCUGAAAACGAACUGGGAACCUCCGAACCAUCUGAAACCGUGACUAUCAUCACCGCUGAAGAAGCACCCACUGGAAUGCCACAAGACGUUAAAGUUGAUGCCGUCGAUAAACACACCCUCCGCGUCACCUGGAAACCACCCCAGCCUCAUGAUUGGAAUGGCGAACUACAAGGAUACUAUGUAGGCUACAAACUGGCGUCCAGCAACAAGUCUUUCGUUUUCGAAACUGUAGACAUCUCAAAGGAAUCUGGCAAGGAACAUCAUCUUGACAUCUUUAAUCUGAAAACAUACACCCAAUACACGAUCGUAGUGCAGGCCUUCAACAAGAUGGGCUCAGGUCCGAUAUCCACGGAAGUACGCGCGUACACCGCCGAAGGAGCCCCCUCAGCGCCCCCACAGGACGUCCUCUGCACCACCCUCACUGCGCAAACUAUCAGAGUUUCUUGGGUCUCCCCUCCUCUUGCCGCUGCUAAUGGACUUAUCAAAGCGUACAAAGUUGUCUAUGGCCCCAGCGAUACUUGGUAUGACGAGAAGACCAAAGACACAAAGAUCACAGCCAGUAGCGAAACCAUUCUCCACGGAUUAAAGAAGUUCACUAAUUACUCUAUGGAAGUGCUCGCAACCACCAAUGGAGGAGAUGGUGUCCGGUCUGCCCCUAUCCACUGCCAGACUGAACAAGACGUGCCCGAAGCCCCACGCGCAGUCAAAGCCUUAGUAAUGGGAGCGGAAUCAAUUCUCGUAUCGUGGAGGCCCCCGGCGCAGCCCAACGGCGUCGUCACCCACUACAACGUCUACACACAAGCCCAAAACGCAGAGCCACAUCCCAACAAGGUACCCGCCUCUCAAACCAGCUACUCGGCGACGGAGCUGAAGGCCGGCCGCUACGACUUCUGGGUGACCGCUUCCACCAUCAUUGGAGAAGGACAACCUUCAGCCACCGCCUCUUGCAGCCCCAGCGACAAAGUACCCGCCAAGAUCGCAUCUUUCGACGAAUCAUUCACCGCCACCUAUAAGGAAGAUGUCAAGUUGCCCUGCCUCGCUGUUGGUGUUCCUCCUCCUAAUAUUUUGUGGAAGGUCAAGGGCCAGCCGCUGGAAGCGUCGGAGCGCGUGCGCCAGCUGCCGGAGGGCUCGCUGCAGAUCGCGGGCGUGGCGCGCGAGGACGCCGGCGAGUACUCCUGCCACGUCGACAACCAGUUCGGCACCGACACUGUCACACACACGCUCUCCGUGUUGGCCCCUCCCUUCCCCCCACAACUGAGCAUCGCGUCGUCGUCCGUGUCGUCGCUCACGCUGCGCCUGAAGCCGUCCCUGGAGGCGGAGCAGUCGCCCGCCGCCGGGUACACCAUACACUACAAGCAGGAGUUUGGCGACUGGGAGACCGUUCAGAUUCCAAGCAACACUGAUACCUAUACUCUAGAAAACUUGUUCUGCGGAUCCAGAUAUCAACUCUAUGUUACCGCUUAUAACGGCAUCGGCACCGGCGAGGCGUCGGACGUGGUGAUCGCUCGCACGCGCGGCUCCAAGCCGCCGGUGCCGCGCGCCGCAGACUUCAUCGAGGUCGGCUCCUCCUCCGUCACGCUGCACCUCAAGCAGUGGCUCGACGGCGGCUGUCCCAUGAGCCACUUCGUUGUUGAGAACAAGAAGAAGGGAGCUGCUGAAUGGAACCAGAUUUCGAACGCUGUCAAACCCGGUGGAAACUUUGUUGUACUUGACCUGGAACCCGCUACCUGGUACGUGCUGAGGAUCACCGCCCACAACAACGCCGGAUUUAACGUCGCCGAAUACGAAUUCGCUACCCUUACGAUGACCGGAGGUACCGUCGCCCCCGCGCGUGAGCUCGGCGACGGCGCCCUCACGCCCGAGCAAACGUUAAAGAUCAUCCUGUCCCACUUAAACCUGAUCGUGCCCGUCGUCGCCGCCAUAUUGGUGAUUUUUUAUGUGAUGAUGUGUUUAGGAACGAUAGCGCCGUUGCCCGGCAACGCGGACGGGGAUAAGGAGCUGCCCCCGUGGGUGAGGGCGUGGCUGGAGCCCGAGGUGCUGGUGCCCAUCCUGGCCACGGUGGUGGUGUUCAUCGUGGGCAUGGUGGUCAUCUGCCUGACGCUCGCGCGCCGCAACACCCCCCACCGCCUGCGAGGUCAGAAGGACGAGUUCUACGACGCGGUGUACAACACGUCGGCGCCGAUGGGCGGCGCGGGCGGCACGCUGGACAAGCGCGGCGGCCUGCGCGACGAGCUCGGCUACAUCGCGCCGCCCAACCGCAAGCUGCCGCCCGUGCCCGGCUCCAACUACAACACCUGCGACCGCGUCAAGCGCCAGGCCGUCAUCAUGGGCGCGCACUCCACGUGGGACCCGCGCAGGCACCACUACGAGCGCGUGCGGCGCCCGCGCAUGCGCAGGGCCGGCUCCGGCGACACCAUCUCCACAGGCAUGGAAGAUGAAAUCUGCCCCUACGCAACGUUCCACCUGCUAGGAUUCCGUGAAGAGAUGGACCCCAGCAAGGCUAUCGCGUUCCCGCACCACCACCCCUCGCACGCCGGCACGCUGGCGCACCCCCACCCGCACCCCCACCACCCCGCUCACUCCCGCGCCGGAUCACAGAGCAUGCCACGAGCCAACAGCCGCUACGCACGCAAGAACUCCCAGGGUGGACAGAGCGCCAUCUACUCCACCGCCCCCGAGUACGACGACCCCGCCACCUGCGCUGAAGAGGACCAAUACCGCGCUCGCUACUCGCGGCCGAUGUACGCGUGCGGGCCGGAGUACGACGAGCCCGCGUGCUGCGCGCCCGAGGACGAGCAGUACACCGGCGCCUACGGCACGCCCUACUCCGACCACUACGGAUCCCGCCCCAGCAUUGGAACCCGCAAGUGCGGCAGCUCCCCCGAGCCGCCCCCGCCCCCGCCCCGCAACAACACCGACAACAACUGCUCCUCCUCCUUCAACGAGAGCAAGGACUCCAACGAGAUCUCCGAGGCCGAGUGCGACCAGCCCCGCAACUACCCCGUAAGGGCCCACACUGCCAAGGACGGCUUGCACAGCGACGAAAUGAGGAAACUCAUUGACAGACCAGAAGCAAACACCCCAAUCCCCCAGCAAGCAGUCCACGGGCGAGGACUCACAGCCUACGAUACUGUGGCAGUG
This is a messenger RNA of Brenthis ino (lesser marbled fritillary), 5415 nucleotides long. The record is from the annotation of a GenBank genome assembly. NCBI's taxonomy places the organism in Eukaryota, Metazoa, Arthropoda, Insecta, Lepidoptera, Nymphalidae.